GGUAGUUGCGGGUUGCCUCCAGACCAGUCCAGAUCCCCCGUGUCAGCAACGGGAGCAAUUGCACGACUCGGGUUUUAUUUGGCAAUUUGUCUAGCGCUGGCACGCCCCGCCGUUCCCAACGCUGAACUGCUUAGACGGGGCCCACCGCCAGCCUUGGAGCGCCUGGCCCUCCCUUCCCUGCAAGCAUCGACCUGUCCUCACCACUUGUUGACUUCACCGUCCCGUCCCCCCCCCCCACGCCCCGCUUUGAAGCUGUUUGUUAUUUCCUCUUUGGUUCUCCCUUCACCACCACCACUUUACUACUCAUUCGCUUUUGUCACUUCAAUCCUCCACUUCCCUCCCUCCCUUCUUCCUUCCUUUCUUUUUUUUUUCUUUUCAAUCUGGUUGGGCUCCUUCCUGACGCACGGCAUUGCCCUGGCCAGCCUCCCGGUUGGCAGCAGGAAACUGGCAAGCUUCCUUCCUUCCUUCCUUCCUUCCUUCCUUCCUUCCUUCCUUCCUUCUCUCCCCUGGGAAUUCCAGCAUGGCUAUGGCACCCUCUGGGCCAGCUUGGAUGGCCCGCCGGACCGGUGCCCACCGUUCUUUGGAGAAAGCCCUCCAGGGGUUAACCAAGCUGCAACAGCUGGUGUGCCAACCUCAAGUGGCGCUUCGGAAUAGCCCGCCACACCUGCCUUCCAUCCUGCCCGGGAUCUACCACCACCUGAGGCUGAUCCGGGAGCAUUACGGGGCCGCUUUGGCCGAAGUUGGGGAAUCGGAUUUCUUUCGCGUUUUUCUCCUGAAUCUGCUGGAAAAGAUUAAGCAAACCGCGCGGCUGUUCAAAAGGGGGAAAGACAAGGAGGAGGUUUUGCUGGAAGGCUCAGUUGCCAGGAGGAAUCUAACAAAGCUUUCCCUGAUCUUCAGUCACAUGUUGGCUGAACUACAAGCCGUGUUUCCCAACGGGGAGGACCAAGGCAGCACGUAUCAGCUGAGCAAGCAAGAGGCCCACGUCUUCUGGAGGGGCACCUGGAGGGAACGGAGCCUCGUCCCUUGGUCUGAAUUUCAGAAAGGUCUCCAGCAAGUCCAUUUGGUCGAUUCUGGUCCGAUGGCCAUCGCCCUGAAGUCCACCAUUGACCUGACCUGCAGUGGCCAUAUCUCCAUAUUUGAAUUUGACAUCUUCACGCGUCUCUUCCAGCCUUGGUCAACCCUGUUGAAGAACUGGACGUAUCUAGCGGUAACACAUCCUGGUUACAUGGCGUUCCUCACUUACGACGAGGUCAAGGCACGGCUGCAGGGAUAUGUCAACAAACCGGGCAGCUACAUUUUCCGCCUCAGUUGCACCCGCUUAGGCCAGUGGGCGAUCGGCUACGUGACGGCAGAUAGAAGCAUUUUGCAAACGAUCCCACAGAAUAAGUCCCUCUUCCAGGCCUUGGUGGAUGGACACAAGGAAGGCUUGUGAGUAUCGGAGACGCAAGUGGGCGUAAGAGGAUUAUCCUUGAUCAGAAA
Thamnophis elegans (Western terrestrial garter snake) is the source of this 1479-nucleotide messenger RNA. RefSeq names its product E3 ubiquitin-protein ligase CBL-like. Gene Ontology annotation, molecular function: SH3 domain binding; receptor tyrosine kinase binding; calcium ion binding. The record is from RefSeq and is a predicted model, not a curated record. NCBI's taxonomy places the organism in Eukaryota, Metazoa, Chordata, Lepidosauria, Squamata, Natricidae. Gene Ontology annotation, biological process: negative regulation of epidermal growth factor-activated receptor activity; cell surface receptor signaling pathway. The transcript is spliced from 5 exons. Bases 521 to 1432 code for a protein of 303 amino acids. Gene Ontology annotation, cellular component: membrane raft; plasma membrane.